Messenger RNA from Drosophila simulans, 4809 nucleotides. It is a transcript of the gene PAN3, whose product is annotated as PAN2-PAN3 deadenylation complex subunit PAN3. Bases 695 to 3010 code for a protein of 771 amino acids. Gene Ontology annotation, molecular function: poly(A) binding. Gene Ontology annotation, biological process: mRNA processing; nuclear-transcribed mRNA poly(A) tail shortening. NCBI's taxonomy places the organism in Eukaryota, Metazoa, Arthropoda, Insecta, Diptera, Drosophilidae. The record is from RefSeq and is a predicted model, not a curated record. Gene Ontology annotation, cellular component: P-body; PAN complex. The transcript has 13 exons.
CAAAACAGCGGUUGGGGGUUUCAGUUUAGAGAACGCUGCACAGCCGCUCGGUUCGUGGCGCGAUCGAUGGUCUUGGUUGGUCCCCCCAUUUUAACCGAUCCGAUGUGUUAUUUUCACCGCUUGCAUAUUCAUUACACUUACACGAAAACAAUUACGCGCCUCUGCUCUUUGAAUAACAGCAACAAAGUGAGCCGAGCUGGGCGGUAAAUGGUAGGCCGUAACGUACCGCUCUGCCACAUCUACAUAUUCACUAAACGUGACGUAACAGCGCGGUUUUUGUUAUUGUUUGGCCUGCUCCCCAAACGUGUGACUAUCUAUCUAUAUACGAAUUCGAAAAAUAUAUAUGUACGUAUGUAUGUAUGUAUACCCAGCGUGUAUAUGUAUGUAUCUGAGUGUGGCGUUUUCAUGAACGCGUUCGUGAUCUUUGAAGCAAAGCUGUCCAUUUCACCGCGAAACGCAGCAUAAGGCAACGGCCCAAUAAUCAUCGGUUUUCUAUGUGUGAAUAUAAACUGAUUACUUACAUAUAUGUAUAUAUAACUGAAGACCAAAAUUGCUCACGUAAACCCUAAAGUAUAGACGUGCCUACAUAUACAUUAUUUUUCUGCCGACGUCAUGCCAACAAACAAGCAGUGGCCAGCGAUUUAUGUAAACUGAGAAACAACUUUGAUUCUGGCCAUGUUCAAAUACGGCUGCUAUGGAUCCAAUUUUCUUCUCGCCAACGAAUGGAAUACCGUCAGAGAGUAAACUCGCCACUUAUAUGAAUCGACAGAAUGUCGCCACACCGAGCGGUUAUGGGCUGAAUAACGGGUUCUCACUACUUAAUUUGGAUUCGCCCCUAAAUAAAAAGUCCCAGGUCACGCCGCAGUCGCCCGAGUUCAUUCCAACGCGCCUUGGCUCGACGCCCAACUUCUACGCACCAUAUCACAACGCGCCCAUGCAAUUGAGUAAUGGGCUCAAUGGCGUCAAUGGGUUAACAGCCGCCGCAGCAGCAGCAGCAGCAGCCGCCGCCGCCGCAGCAGUUCCCUCCUCCACGUCAUCGGCAUCCUCCGCCUCGGUGACCAUCAGCAAAACGGCCAACGGCGGCGCCUCCAUGCUCGCCCUGCAAAAGACCGCAUCCAUCGCCUCUGUAACCAUCGCACAACAGCAGCCGCAGCAUCCACAGAAACAGCAACAGCAUCCGCCGUCGGUGGGCGGAGGAGCUGUGUCCGCCGCCUCCGCCCCCAUUGCCAUUAGUGGCGCUCCACCGAAUCCCGCCGCAGCUCCGUUCGUCAGCAGCAUGUCCGCUCAGACGCCGCUCAAGGGGAGGGGCGCCAUGAUGCGACAGGAAUCACCGACAGCAGCCAUGAUUUCGGGCGCAGGACCAGGUGAGAAGUCGCCACCGCACGGGAUGACGCCGCACGGAGCAUCGCCCAUACCAUCAGCGCUGCCCACCAGCGUGCACCAGGAGAACGUAGGCGGCACCAUAUACUUCUAUCCGACUGCCAACGCACAGAACAGCCAGCCCGUCGUCAAUUCCAUGGUGGUGGACGGAACGCAUCCGGCUCUCCAUGGCGUGAGUGCUGUGGCGCCGAUGAGUGCGGGCGUUCCGGCGGCCAUGAUGUACACGGGGCAUGUGUAUCCGGGACCGUCCUCCAAUGUGGUCACCAUGCAGCCAAAGACGCUGCUGGAGUCGGCCUUCUUUAUGCCUGACGAGAUGCGCACCGAAGUCCUUGCCCGCAACGAGAUCUCUAACCUGAUCAUGGACGCAGCGGAGGCUGCGCAGCACGCUCUACCGCUGGAGGUGGAGAACUACCAUGCCCUGUAUCCACUGGAACCGCCGGCGCAGCCGUUGCACGCCAAGCUCACGUUCCCCGCCACCACGUAUAGGGCUACGCACAACACGACGGGCUACAAGUACUGCCUGCGAAGGAUACAUGGUUUCCGCCUGCAGUCGACCAAGUGCAUGACGCUGGUGGAGAUGUGGAAGAAGCUGCAGCACACGAAUGUGGUACAACUGCGUGAGGUGUUCACGACGAAAGCAUUUGGUGAUAACUCUUUAGUAUUAGUGUACGACUAUCAUCCCGGCUCACAAACAUUACUGGCCAAAUACUUCACUCCGGCGCCAGAGACCAACGGGUACACUGAUCCAUUCCAAGGCGAGGCCCGCCCCUUCAGUCAUAAGAGUAACAUGCAGCGAACGAGCAAUGGACCCCUGCUACCGGAGGCCACCAUCUGGUCGAUCAUCAUGCAGCUGACCGCCGGCUUAAAGGCCAUCCACCACGCCGGUCUUGCCUGCAAAGUUCUGGAUCCCACAAAGAUCAUAGUGACGGGCAAGCGUGUACGGUUUAGCUCAUGCUGCAUUUCGGAUAUAACGCAAUUCGAUCCGAAUGCAUCCAAUCCCUUGGCCCUGGUUAAUAUGCAUCAGCAGGACGAUCUGACCGCUUUGGGUCGCUUAGUAUUAGCUUUGGCCUGCCGCUGCCUUCAAUCCGUGCAACGCGACAAUGUCCAGUCGAGCAUCGAUAUGGUCACGCGAAACUACUCCACCGAUCUGCGGAACUUCAUUGUUUACCUCUUCACCACCAAUAACCGUCGCUCCGUGACCGACCUGAUGCCAAUGAUUGGUGCCCGCUUCUAUACGCAACUGGAUGCACUGCAGAGCAAAAUUGAUAUGCAGGAGGACGAGUUGGCCAAGGAGAUGGAGAACGGGCGGUUAUAUCGCAUUUUGGUCAAACUUAACAGCAUCAACGAGCGACCCGACUUUAAUCUGGACUGCACUUGGUCCGAGACUGGUGAUAGAUACAUGUUGAAAUUAUUCCGUGAUUAUUUGUUCCAUUCCGUCACUGAGGAUGGCCGGCCCUGGCUAGAUCACGCACACAUUGUACAAUGCCUCAACAAGCUGGAUGCUGGCUCCAUAGAGCGCGUGCAACUGAUGUCCCGCGACGAGCAAUCGGUACUCAUCGUCUCCUAUGCUGAACUCAAGAAUUGUCUGGAGAACGCCUUCUCCGAACUGAUGUCAAGUGCGGCCAACUGAGCAACUCGAGGGUAAAAACAGCAAACAAACAGAAAACACGCGCAGCUCACUUAGCCACCCUCCGCACGACCACAAAACGACUACGAUAAAGGAUUAGAUACUAAGAAAAACAUUCAUUACGACUAAGACAUUUUGAGAACCAUAAACAAGUAAAAUACGAAGAUGUUUAUUGUUAAGCCAAACCGAAAAAGGAACGUAAAACAAAAAAAAAAGUGAAAACCGAUAUCCAAUGUUAUGUUAGCUCUAACUAAAUUUUAGGCAUUUAAAACAAUACAAAAAGAAACAACUGCAACCACAAAAAAUAAACCAACAACUUUUUGAAACCGAAAUCUCUCCAAAAGAAAAAGCAAAACCACAAAAAAAUGCAAACAUUACAAAAAAAGAAGAAAAACGAACUUAAAGCAAAAAAAUUUGAAAAAUUUGUUAAAAAAUGCAAAAAAUACAUAAAAAAAAGGAAAAAAGAAAUCACGAAAAAGAGCCGAGAAAACAUGGAUCUAUUUUUACAGAGCUAAGAGAGGAUGAAAGUAUUUAUAAAUAUGUAUUAAAAAUCGAAAGAAAAAAAUUGUAAAAUUUUGCAACAAUAAAUAACUGUAAUGACAAACAAUGGCAACAGUGCAGCAAAUCGUUGAGCAACAACAAAAAAAGAUAAAUUCAAUGCAGAGUAGAUGGAUAAAGAUAAAGAUUAUGAGAAACAUAGAGAAACUAAGAAAGUGAACAACAAGGAACCACAUCAAAUGUUUAUAAAGCAUGUCUGACAAUGAUCGCCUGCCUCUUCUCCCCUACAGUAAACAAAAAAUACAUGGAAAAGAAGUUACGAAACCGAAAACAAUUGGAUAGGAACGAAAAGCGAAAGGCGCAGACGAGCUAGAACGACAGCCGAGAACGUUUUUUAUUUUUCAAACUGUAUUUUUUAUAGCAAAAUAUUUUAAAAUGGAAAAAACACAAAUUUUCUAAAUACAAUUUAAAAUGUUUACAAAAACCAAAAACAAAACGAGAUGAGAAACUAUGUAUUUGUAAAGAAAAUGUAAAUGUUGGUUCAUGGAACAUGCAAAGCGACGCACAGCGCGACUCUAGAAAGUAGCUCAACGAGAUACUCAAAUCUUAAUGAAAAACUGAAACUGAAAACUCGAAAAAAAAAAACUGUAACGAAACCGAGACCGCAACUAAAAUCGAAAAGAAAUUGUCUAGGCCAAUAGCGUGAUAUGUACAUACAUCCAUUUUGAAAGAGUCUGCGACACGCAAUAUCUACAUUCGAAACAUUUGUGUUGGUCCAUAUUAAGAUACGCUCUCACAUGCCGAUCAACGAUCCAAGUGCAUAUACAUGCAUACAUAUGUGUAUUGCCACGCACGCGCUGAACAUCCGAGUACAAUAUUUUGCUAAUGAAAGUCUGUCUCUAGUUGUAAAACUCAUACCCGCUAUAUUCCAAUCCUCCAAUCCAAAAGUCGCGUUGCGCCUGCGCGGCCGCAUAUCUCCCAACCGAAGAUCGAAAGCCAGCCAGCCAAUUGAUCCGAUCGAAACGAGAGAUCGGGGCUACUGAAAGGCUUCAACUACUCCGCACCACCUCCAGAUACCAGAUACCAAAUCACACGAAAAGGGAAAAGCAAGGAACUUUUAAAUACAUAUUAAGUACGAUUUGAUUUCAAGACUCGUAGCCACUGCAUAUUGAUAUCAUUUUUUGUUGCAACGAAAUGACGAUGAUGGAGAGUAAGAAAUCUAAAGGAUCCAAUUUUACAGAGUCCGCUCACAAUUCAUCUAAGCAAAACUUUUCAAUUUUGGCAAUUCUAUCCUAAGUGUUAUA